Messenger RNA from Sinocyclocheilus grahami, 956 nucleotides. RefSeq lists its product as uncharacterized. The coding region runs from base 57 to 956 and encodes 299 amino acids. The transcript is spliced from 7 exons. Lineage: Eukaryota; Metazoa; Chordata; Actinopteri; Cypriniformes; Cyprinidae. The record is from RefSeq and is a predicted model, not a curated record.
UCAGUAUAUGUAUAUAUAACAGAUUGGUGUUUUUGUUUGCCCUUUUGCAGCUUCAAAUGGAGGACACUCCAAAAACACUAGUGGCUGUACUACUUGAUGAAAAGGAGAUAUGCAAAAAACUGCAGCAUCUCAAGAGUGCAGCAGAAAUAAUUGAUGCUUCCAAAUGUCUCCUCCCCUGUGCUGCAGAGUACCACCGAAUUUUACAAUUUAACGCUGAUUUUAAUGAAUUUAUUGACACCAACCUAACUGAGAAAGUGGAAGCCUUGGACAAGUUUCAAGUUGCACCAAAGAACACACAAGAAGCAGGUCCAAGUAGUCAACAGAAGAACCACCUGCAAGCACUAAUUGAAAGCAAAGGUCCGAGUAUAUUUAAGGAUUAUGAAGCUUCAGGAAUGCUUUCAGAGACAUCAAGAAAAGUCCUUGUGAAGAUAGGAGUCAGUGCGUUGGUGGAACAAAUUGGAUUUUACCCUUGUAAUGAAGAGAAACGGAUGUUGGCAGAAAGUGUGGUGACACUGUUUUCUUCUCUGAAGAUCAAGAUGGGAGAAGAGAAUGAAGGAUUUGAACAUUUCUAUGACCCAGUCUCCCACAGUGGAUUUAUUGAGAUGAGACUUAGAAAUCUACGGAGGAGGCUUCAUUAUGAUCAGCGUCGCUACCAGCGCAAACGUAGUCGAAUCAGUGAUUCCUCUGGAGUGUCUAUCACUUUGGAAAUGACUGCUGAAGGGGAGGAGGAGUCCUCUCGGGAGUGGACGACUGUGAUCAAAAGGAUGAAACCAUCUCCAGAAAACCUCAAUACCAUCAAAUUGGGUUACAAGAGUCAGGUGUUGUUUGUUGAAAGCAUGAAAGACUUUGGCUAUGAACUUGACACAUGUAGCACUGUUCAUGUUUCUCACUCUGUUAGUGUGUUCGGUCAGACUUUACAAACUGGUUGUACCAAAGAACAAAUGAAUACAAAGUGA